AUGAAUAGACAACUCACAGUGGAAGAGGAAAUACAAAAUUUCCUCCUAAUUCAUUGCUAAUUACAAAUGGAAGCUAUAAAAAUCAUUUGGCCAUGUCUGGAAUAAGCAGGAUUUGAAUCUCUUGAAGAAAUGCUAAUCUGUGAAGAAAGUUUGCUUCAAGAAUUAGGUCUUAAGGCUCAUCACGCCAGAAAAAUCGUAUAAUCUGCAGCAUAAUACAAGUGGCAAAAUGAGUAAUAAGACCAAGAAGAAUCCUAAAUAAAUACAUUUUAAAAGUUUAAUAAUCAGUCAUCAUAGUAUUUUGACCAACCUUAAAAUGUGCUUAAAAGGGAUCCUUAAGAGAUUAAAAACUCAAAAUUUGUUGCCCAAGAUGAGUUAAAAAGACAUAAAUAGAAUGGUUAACAAAAUGCAACAUAAUAUCUGAUCUAUGAAAGCUUUAAUGACAAAGGUUCAGAAUACAAAAUGAGCAAAACACGAUUAAACGAAGAGGAUUUUACAAAAUUAAUCUCACAGAUCAAAGAAGAGCAACUCAACUAUUUGCAAGUAGUUGGUUAUUACGGGGACUUUGAGAGAUCAUUGACAUAUGCUUCUGCAUUCUUAGAUACUUAAAUCUAGCUCCUUCCACAUUUGGAAUUUGACGAAGGUCUCUUGGCUAUUAAACAUAGAGAAAAGAUAGCAUUGAUUUACAAGAUAAAUCCAAUUGUAUACUUUCUAAGAGAUAGGAGUGAGGAGUCCAGUGUAUCCUCGUCUCAGGUGUCUACAUAUAUAAGGUAUAUGCUAGAUGUCUGUGAGGCUAUUUUCGUAACUCCUCCUAAGUUACUUAAAGUACUUAAUGAUAAUACUACACCCUAUCAGGAGCAAAUAAACCCUGGGUAUUACCUAAGAGAAGUAAAUGUAAGUUAAAUCGAUUCUUUGAAGAUCCUUAAAAUUCCAGGAUCUAUCGGACACAUAUAAAAUUUGGAUAAAUAUAUGGCGUUUGGUGACAACUCAAGGCACUUUCCUUCAGGCUUAUUCAAAAAUGAGAGGAUAGAAGAAUAUAUAAAACAAAAAUUCUCAACUGAUUUCAUCGAAUAGAAUUCAAAGCAGUAGCAAGCUGCUUAAAAGAAAGAUUUUACAUUUGAAUAGUUGAAAUAAUAGGUUUAAAUUCACUGGCCUAAGUAUGAGACAGUAUUUUAAAACAAAAAAAAUGAAAGAGUUUUGAAAUAGAAUCUAGAUAAACUACUUAAAGGCUUCGUGGUCAAAGAAAAUUAAUAAGAAUUUGGAUAAAGAAUCUAGAAAUUGGAAGAUUAGUACUUUGUAAAUCAUUAGAAUCUCUAAGAUUAAAUUAAAAGGGAUGAGCUAUCAAAACUUAAAGGAAUAUUUGAAGCAUUCUUUGAUAGAUUAGGAGAUUCAUCAUGCAUUGCAUUUGGAAAUGACUCAAACUAAUAUAGAAACGAAUCUGAUCCUCAUAAGAAAAGAAAGUGGCUUCUAGACAAAGCUGAUUAUUAUAGAGCAGCAAAAAAUUAAAAAUUCUCAGAGAGCUGCGAUAAGAAAUGUGGUAACUACCCUUACAAAGUAUUUUAAGCAAACUACUCUUAGAUGGCAGGAUAGGCUAAAAAAGCUGGAUCAGGUGGUAGUUCAAAACUAAUAAAUUGGGUGGAGCUAGAGAAAUAUUAUUAUUAAAUGUUUGGAGAAGAAAGAAAUGUUCUUAUCCAUAAGGAUUGUAGGGAUCAAGCAAAGCAAGCGAUAGUCAUACUUUUGGAGGAUUUUAUCAAAUACAAUGAUAAGAUUUAGGAGAAGUAUCAAGAGCUCAGACAAUAAGAAAUGAGAAAAGCAUUAAAAGAUAUUGAACCUCUUAUCUAAUAAAAGAAAAUCAUCCAAGAUAUAACUGCAGAAAUCAGAUUUAUUUCUGCAAAUAUGAUGAAUGAUACCUUGAACAAUAAAAAAGAAUGGUCAGUAAAUAUCUCAGAUCUAAAUGUCCUAAGGUAUAAAUUUGACUAAAAUUAGGAACAUGGACAUAAUAUCAAAAUUAAGAAUAUGCAUUUCCUUAACGAUUUCUCUGGCUUUAUUUUGUUUCAAAACACCCCUAUUAAUAGAUCAAGCUUAUACUUCUUUAAUACAUUAAAAAGGGAUUCAGAUAAAUUUGAGAAUAGAAAUAUAUAACCAUCUAAUGAUUCAAUUUUUGCUUUUGACAAUGAUUCUUUGAGAUUUUUCUAUUGCGAUAACAUUGAUAAAAAAGCUACAUUAUCAAUAUUCAACAAAGAUGGCCAUAUCAUUGAUACUAAAUAACUAGUUCUGUAUGACUUACUAUCUGAAAAUAAAUUAGAAGUUAAAAUUUUAGAUGCCAUUUUGCUCCCAAAAAAUUAGAAAGCUUUAUUACUCAAUCAAGACCAUUGCCUUUAUGAAUAUAACUUUAAAGAUAGAAAUUUCUCUGUCACUAGAAUUACUAAAAGUGUGAAUGAUGGGAUACACAAAGAUAAAUUUAUAACUGAAUUUGUGUAGCCUUAAAAUUAUGAUGAAAAAUUUUUGCAAAUUUAAGCUACUUCUGAUGGCAGCAAAAUUAUUUUAAGGGCUACAAAAAGCAUUGAGCUGUAUGAUCUUAACUGGAGCAGAAUAUAAGUUUUUUAAUUAAACCAAAACUUUCUAUUCAUGAAGGUGUUCACAGAUAAAUUAAAUCAUUUUUUGAUAAUCUUCUCAAAGUCAAUAACAGAGUGCCAUCAGAUCGGUUCAUUAUCAUCUAAGACACUUUAAAAUGAUAAUGUUGGACAUAAGGUGAAGAAAGGUGAUGGUAAUCCUAUUUUGAAUUAUUUUUAUGAGGCUUUUAAAAAAUAUGGCCCUCACUCUGAUUUUCUUGGCUGUCCUUCAAAGACAUAGUUAUACUUUUCAGAAGAAAAUAACCCAUAAAAUGCAUCUAUUUUAGAAAAUUACUUUAAGCUACUAGAAAUGAAAAGUACAAUACAGUUCAAAAUAGCAAAGUCUUAAGAUAUUUUGAAAAGAGACUUUAUUAAUUAGAAAUAAUCAUUCAUUGAUACUCAUAAAUUUGAAAUGAUCAUGGCUAGUAGAGUUCCACUUCAUCUAGCUACUAUUGAAAAUUCUACUCUUAUUCCCUUAUAAAACGGUCAAAAUAUCUCUGAGGCUAUUGCAGAGAAAAUUAGAGAAAAAAAUGAAAAAGGAAACAAUUAGUUAGAAAUCAAAGACAUUUCAUAAUUGGUUAACUUUGGAAUCUACUAAAAUAUUAUGAACAACGUUAAGGAAUCUAUUAAAGUAGUGUCAAUCGUAGGUAGAUAAAGUUCCGGAAAGAGUUACGGAUUAAAUAGAAUAUUUGGUACUAGAUUCAAUGUAGCAGCUACAAGGUGCACUGAUGGAAUUUGGAUGUCAUUGGUUUAGAUAUACCAGGAGCAGAAUAGAUAAUCAAAGGUCUAAUAUUUUCUUGUUAUGGACUGUGAAGGACUGUUUUCCGAGCGCAGAAACGAAGAUGAAGAGAUCAAACUUUGCCUUGUACUCUCUGCUAUUUCCGAUAUGAUGAUCUUAAACUAAGACUUGUCUUUCAACAGGAAUCUCAAUUAAUUGUUCCACAAAUUUAGUGAAAAUGUUGGAAAAAUAUAAGGAAAUAAGCUCUUCAAGGGAAAACUGAUGAUGCUGAUAAGAGAUGUUAGAUCUGAUGAAGCUAAGCCUGCAUACUCAGAGCUUAAAUCUAAUAUUGAAUAGCUAUAGAUAAGCAGAUAAGAUAAAUUUUUCGGAGCUGUUUUCUAAGGAAAAUUAUUAGGCCAAUGCUUGAGCUACUAUCAGCAAAAGAUAUUUGGCUAUGAGAUAAACAACAUUAGAGAUCACUAUUUUUUAUCUAGCAAACAUUUGCUUCAAAAUAGAUGGGAUAACGGCAAAGAUCUUGUUGAUAGUCUUAAGAUAGUGUUAUCGUAGGUCUUUUUAAAUGAUGGAUCUAGCAUUGACGAUAAGAAAAAAGAUAUCCAAUGUGAAAAUUAAUAAAAGCAGUGCGAGGAAUCAUUCUUUAAAGGUGGUGAACUGAUAAAGGAUGAAGAAAUUAAAAUUGAUACUAUACUUAAAAAGACUGUGGUAAUUGAAGGAAAAAGUAUAGAUAUAGAAGUUGACUAAAAAGACAUACAGCUAGAUGAAAUCGAUUAGGAUUCAGAGAAUUCAUAAAUGCCUGCUCUAUCUGAAAAAGUGAUGGAUACAUUCAAAAAAUCUGCUGGUGAAAAGAAUUCUAAAAAUCAUGAUGAUUGGACAAAAGCAUUAGACGAUUUUAUUUCCUCCUUGUUAGAUCAUAGAAUUAUGAUAGUGAUGCAAAUAUACAUAUAGAAAAUACCUAAUGAUGGCAACUUCGAAAAUAUCGUAAUCAAGCAUCGGAAAAAUCUAGAGAAAAAGGUGAAAAUUUAUAAGGAAGAAGUGAGAUUCUGUUCUCAGACAUGUAAAAAGUGCAAUCGAAAAUGUUCUUUAAAGUAAAACCAUGGAAAGAAUUGCACUUGCAAGACAGAUCAUAGAUGUCAUUUUUACUGCGAUAAAUCAUUGAAAUGUAAAUAACAAAACAUGAAAUGUGACAGAAAUUCGGGACAUAAAGGUACUCAUUUAUGUGCACAAGGAGAUCACAAUUGCACUGAAUAGUGCUCAAUGAAAGAAUGUAUGUACUUUUGCACAGAUGAGGAUGGGCAUGCAGGUGCUCAUAAUUGUGGGAAUAAGCAUCCAUGCUUGGUAAAAUGUUUGGACAUUAAAUGCUAAAGAACUUGCAAAUUUGAGUAAGCUAUUAAACAUGAUUAGCAUAUUUGUGGAGAAGUUAAGUGCACCCAUAAUUGCUCAGAGUGCGAUUAGUAAUGUUCAUUCCCUAACCACCUUCACUAAACACUUAUCGAUAAGGAUAAUAAAAGUGAGUUAAAAAAAAUUGCAGACAAUGGAUAAGAGAUAAUUCAAAAUUACCACAUUUGCGCAAAUGAUCAUUAAUGUAAAGAAAUUUGCUAAAUUGAUGGAGUUUGCGAGAAGAUAUAUGACAUGUGUGAAAAAUCUUGGGUAAAUGAAUUUGGAACUUUCAAGUAUUAAGCUUUUGAACCUAGAGGAACUAAAAUCAAAUGCGAAAUCGGAAUAGCUAAAUAUCUCUAGAUACAUAAUGGUCCUCAUAAAUGUGAUAAACCAGUUCAUGGAUGCACCUAAAAGUGCCCAGAAUGUUCAGGUCUUUGUGAAAAAGAAUAUGGUCAUCCUGGACUACAUGGCUCAAAGAAUCAUAUUAACAAAUAAAAUUGCGUUUUCGUUUCAGAUAAGAAUGACCCCAAAAUUCUAAUCAAUGACAACGGUAAAAAGAGAGAGUACAAACUUGGAGAAUCAUGCAAUCCUGAAUAAUGCAGAUCCUCUUGUUAAAGAAAAGGCAGAGCUCAUAUUCAUUUAAAGAAAUGCUUGGGAGGAGAUCUUUGCCAUGAAAAAAUUAAUCCUUCCUGUGCAAAACACGCACUUGAAAGGUACAAGCCGUUUAUUGAUGAUCAAUUCGAUAAAAUGCUCUGUUAGGAUUAUUGGAAUUCAAUGAACUGGGAAUCUCCUCUUGAUGAAGCUCUAAUUUUAGAAUCAAAAUCUUGCAAUUUUUAUUGUGGUGAUCCUGUCCAUGGUGAAACAAAGAAAUUCUGCUCUAAUUUGGCUUGGCACAAAGGCUGUCAUGUAUUUAACUGUGAUCACCCAAUGUCAAAAUCAGAUGUCAUUGAUGUCAUUUUUUGUAUGGAUGCUACAGGUUCUAUGUCUAGUUACAUUGAAGAAUCUAAAAAGGUUGCAAGGAAAAUCAUUAACGACAUCUAGAAGAUGUCAAGUGAAGAAAUUAAAAGGUCAAUUAAAUUUGGAUUUAUUGCUUACACUGAUCAUUAAAGUGAUUACAAAACUAAUGAAAAAUCUAGAAAUUUAGCUGUGACUAAAGUGUAAGCAUUGACAGAUGAGACAUAAGUAUAAUCAUUCAUUGACACAAUAAGAGCUGGAGGAGGUGAUGAUUAUGCAGAGGCAGUAUUAGAUGGUCUCAAUGAUUCAGUAAAGAAAGUUGGUUGGAGGAAAGACUCACUCAGAUUUCUGUUUCAUAUUGCAGAUGCUCCCCCUCAUGGAAAAUAAUUUCAUAGUAGUUCUAGUGAUAGUUUUCCCGAGGGUUGUCCUUGUGGUCUAGAUUUCAAGAAAAUUUGUGAGGAGAUUAACAAAGAGAGGAUAAAGUUUAGGAUGCUUAAGAUUGGUAAUAACUUGAAUCAGAUGGCAUCUUAAUUUAGAGCAGAGAUAACAGAUUUUGAGGAUUCAAAUCUUAAAGAUGCGGGUUAAUUGAAUAUUUUAGUUUCCGAUAUUGUUGUAAAAGAAGUCUAAGCCCAAGAUUACGAGAUUAUAGCAUGA
Stylonychia lemnae is the source of this 6330-nucleotide messenger RNA. NCBI's taxonomy places the organism in Eukaryota, Ciliophora, Spirotrichea, Sporadotrichida, Oxytrichidae. The record is from the annotation of a GenBank genome assembly.